AUGACAUACGUCGAGGUCAAGACGCUCCCGGCGUUCUCCCCGCUCAUCUCGGUAGAGGCGCUCCCGACCAUUGCCCUCGUCGCGCUCCUCGCCGCCUUCGCCCUCACCUUCUUCCUUACUACUCUCUCCAAGGCUCCCGCCCAGGAGCUGGGCGUUGCGCUUCUCGCCGCCUUCCUCGCCGGUGCGGGAACAGUCGCCCUGUUCUGCACCGUCGGUGUCUACGUGUAA
Molecule: messenger RNA, 228 nt
Organism: Trichosporon asahii var. asahii CBS 2479
Lineage: Eukaryota; Fungi; Basidiomycota; Tremellomycetes; Trichosporonales; Trichosporonaceae
Exons: 3
Coding region: 1-228 (75 amino acids)
Biological process (GO): protein N-linked glycosylation
Source: RefSeq, a predicted model, not a curated record